AGAUUUACCCCUACGUUCCGUGUAUAUGAGAUUUCUUUCAUGCAGGCCACGCCUGCUUUUUUUCCCAACGGCUUCACUUCGGCUAAAUGGGAAUGCGAGCAUGCGCAGUGAUUUCCGCGUCGGUUUCCAUGGCGAUUGCCAAUGUAGAAAACGGGCCUGUAUUUUGAGUUCCAGAUGGCGCUUCCCGGUCCGGUUAGGCGACAGCUGGAUUCCGCGGCACGAAAUAUAUUUAUUGAUGUUAGGAGGACCAUGUCACAAAGGGAUGAACUGACAGAGGCUUGUGAGGUCGAUAUUGUCUCCAGUCUGCUGCUGCACAUAUCACUGUACUUUAACUGCUUUUAUUUUCCCUUCUGGUGGGUCUGUGAUGUUGUAGCAUUACAGUUAAAGUAUGUACUUCUACCUGAUCAUUACAAAUUCAUUUUGGUAACCCUACUCAUCCUGAUAUCUGUAAUUGAAGUUAUCCGACUUUUUCUUGGAUACAGCGGCAACCUGCAAGAAAAGGUUCCGGAACUUGCUGGUUUUUGGCUUCUCAGUAUCCUGUUGCAGCUCCCUCUUCUGCUCUUCCUUAUAUUUGAUCCAGGAGCAGAGCCAUUACCCCUUGAGCGGGUAUCCCAUGGAAUUCUGGUCGUAUUAUUGCUUUUCCAGAUCCCUGUGUCAUCACUCACACUACGGAGGACUACUAAACGUCUGGCAGGCAGAUUUCAUCAACUUGGAAACUUAGUGGAACAAGCAUAAAAUUGUGACACUUGAUUAUCUACAAAUGGAAGACAAUGAUAUAAGAUAAAUGUCUAUUGGUGGAUAAGUGUUAAAAUGAACCUAAUGUUUUGAAAAUCAGUGUGUGUAUGUGUGUGUGUAUAUAUAUAUAUACACACAGUAUAUAUAGCUAUUUCCCAGCACACCAUGGAUCUUCAAAUAACGUCCAGUUUUUAUUGACGAAUGAUCAGAUCACAGCAAAGACGUGCAAUGGUUCAGAUGUUUCCAGUCUCCAGCUGGUUGUUACUACAUCACCUGAUAUCCUCAAGCCUUUUCCAGGAAGUGUGCAAUGGGAAUAUUGACAUUUGUUAAUGUUUUGAAAAUAACACAUUUACAUGAACGUGCCAUAAAAGGAAGUUGGUACCCACUUUUUUUGCAGGUUUUAAGAUAUUUUAAAUAUGAAUUUUAAAAUGUAUUCUCCACAGCCAUUGUCCGUGUGUACUCCAUCUGCUUUUUAUAUUUGCAAGCUGUAAGCAAGUAAGAUUAUACUUUUUGUUGAAUUGAU
Rana temporaria (common frog) is the source of this 1258-nucleotide messenger RNA. RefSeq names its product transmembrane protein 17 (gene TMEM17). The transcript is spliced from 4 exons. Gene Ontology annotation, cellular component: ciliary transition zone. NCBI's taxonomy places the organism in Eukaryota, Metazoa, Chordata, Amphibia, Anura, Ranidae. Bases 175 to 735 code for a protein of 186 amino acids. Gene Ontology annotation, biological process: non-motile cilium assembly. The record is from RefSeq and is a predicted model, not a curated record.